AUGUCUACCAACAAUUCAUCCAGCUGGUCAACUGCUUUAUUACCUGGGAUUUAUGGUUUAGAUACAAGAAGAUCCACAGUUACCAAAGAAACACCAUAUGAAAUUAUGUUUGGACAAAGACUAAUAUCAGAUUCUGAAUUUUGGAAAUUAGUUCAUGAAGCUGGCAUCGAUGAUGAAGAAAAUCUUCCAACUCCAGUAGACGAAAUAAAUAAUGACAUGAUUGAUGAUACCCCUGAUGAUGAAGUUAAUGCUAAUCAAGAUAUUGAUAAUGACGCUGCUGAAUUAGUUGUGCAAUUAUCUGAAGAUGCUCACUCAUAUUCUUCAGAAAGAUCACCGACAAAAUUAACUAUUACAUCAACAGCAUCAGUAUCUUCAUCAACUGCUGUAACAACACCUACCACACAUGAUAAAAUUCGUAAAAAUACUACUGAUCAUUAUCUUGUUACUGCAAAUAAGAAAAUCUCAGAAAGAAAAAAAGGUGUUAUACUGAACUUUUUAGGGUUCUAA
Rotaria socialis is the source of this 507-nucleotide messenger RNA. The record is from the annotation of a GenBank genome assembly. NCBI's taxonomy places the organism in Eukaryota, Metazoa, Rotifera, Eurotatoria, Philodinida, Philodinidae.